CCUUUCAGUGUUGACGUUCCCAGCGCCAGCUGUCAGGAGCUAGCAGGACUGCUAUCUUCCCGGGUUAAUUUGAGAUUUUAAAAUAUAUAUUUUGACAUUUUUUCACUCCUAUUUAAUAGAUCAUCAAAAAAGUUAACGAUGAUUGAAUGAAAACACGUGCAAAUAUUUGUUUCGGGGUUUCUAGUUGUUUCUCUAGUCGCGCUGUCCUCCGAGUCGAGCUAGCUGUAGCCCGCUAGCUUGUUGUUAGCUGCGGGCAAAUCUGGUACAGACGGGUUCUGCUCUGCAGACUGCUCCUCUUCUUUGGAAGUCAUUGUUGUAUUGUAUGUAACGAUCAUGCAAUUUUUAAGUAAUUCGCUGCGAAUAUUUAUUGCUUUAAAUUUCGACGAAUUAAUAGUAUAAGUGAGUAACUUUGGUCAUUAAAAUAAAAGUCAUCUGAAUGAAUUUGACAUCAGUUGACUUAAUCUGCUGUAUCAUAAUCAGUCUGUUUAUUUAAGUUCAGCUUUUUGGUAGUAUUCAUUGUUAAAGAGUCUAGCGUUUGUUUAAGUCAACAAACAUGGAUAAGAAAUCAUUUGACAUUGUAUUGGAUGAGAUAAGAAAGUGCGUCUUGACCGAUCAGCGCAUCAGAGCCAUUGAGCAGGUGCAUGGCUAUUUCUCCAGUAAGCAGGUGAUGGAAAUAUUAAAGUAUUUCUCAUGGGCUGAACCACAGAUCAAAGCUGUUAAAGCUCUGCAGCAUAAAAUGGUUGCAAUCCCCACAACAGAAGUCGCAAAUAUCUUGAAUUGUUUCACGUUCUCAAAAGACAGACUGAUUGUCUUGGAACUGAUAGCUUUAAACAUUUCAGAUGCUCAGAAUUAUCGGCCAGUGGAGGAUCUCUUUCGUAUACACUUGUCUGAGAAGAAGCGUGCCCGCAGGAUCCUGGAACAGGUCUGUAAGGUUGGCUGCAAGGCUCCCAUAGCAAUGAUCUCCUCCUGUGGAAUAAUACCAGGAAAUCCAUAUCCUAAAGGCAAACCCAGCUUGGUCACUGGGUCAUUUCCUGGAAACCCACCGGUAAAAAAGGAAGGCGAGAAGAAAGAAGACACCACUAACAAUAUGGAGGGGAAAGGAAUUGCUUCCCGAAUUAUAGGACCAUUCAAACCUUUCCCCUCAACCUACAAUCCUCAUCGACCUGUUCCUUACCCAAUACCACCUUGCCGACCCCACGCCACCAUUGCACCAAGUGCAUACAACAACGCAGGCCUUGUUUCUGUGGGAGGGGUUAUAACAGCCAACGUACCCCCACCCCCCUACAACUCCACCCACAAAGUAGCAGGUUACAAUAAGCCAGGCAAUCCACAGAACACCACACCUGGAAUUAACAGCGGGCCCCUCCUCAUUCCUCAUGGGUCCACACCAGUCCCAAACCAGGCCUCUCCUGCGCCUCCCACAACCCCCAUCACGCCAGUUUUCCCAGGAAUGGUGCCCUCUCACAACCUCAACGCCCCCUCUCCCUCACCUGCUCCAUCCCCAUCUGUAAUCAAAGCAGGACCACAGACCCCCACUGGUCAUGCUACACCUACACCCUCAUCUGUCAUUAAAGCUCACACCCCAUCAGGCACACCUUGUGGAACUCCUGUCCCUGGCAGUGGGGGCUUCUCCCCUUCCCCUUUCCACGCAAUUUCCCGACCAGGCACCCCUGCUACUUCACGCAGUGCCCCAGACUCCCUGUCUCAGACAAACUCCACUCAGCAGAAGGUUUAUUCUCAGUCCACAGAACACCAGUCAGGAUCACCCUUCCCUGGCAUACACCCACAAGCAGGUAACUCUUCUGGGUCAGUGAUCCGAAGUUACACCCCGUCUGGACCACAGUCUCUUCCCCCUGGACGCUCCACUCCAGUAAUUCCGAGCUGUUCCACCCCAGGUCCCAGUCCUAAACCUUCCCCUGGCCAUUCUGCACAGGCUCAGGCAGUUGUGGCUGGAGCCCUGAACAGACACAGUGCGGGUAGUAGCAGUGGCAGUAAUAGCCCUGUACCCUCUGCUUUCAAGGGUACCUCUCGCUCUGGCACACCAAGCUCUGCACAGGCUGCUCUAGCACGUCCCUACGGCCUCUCACACCCUUCAGGUUCUCCUCAAGUCUCUCUCCCUAGUCCCGUUGGUCUCACUGGCCUCCAAGCGCUGUCUUCCAGCAAUGCACCCUCUCAUUACCCGGGCCUGUCACCUUUUCCCUCCCUUUCUUCAUCGCUGCCUCCUUCAACUGUCCCCUCAUCCAUGCCAACAAUAUCCCCAACUACCAAGAUUUCUAACCACCCACCAACAACUAUCUAUUCGGGCUUGGCUCCAAAUGCUCCUCCAAGUGGAGCCUCUCCUUUUGGUCUAGGCCUCACCUCUGCUCCCUCUAUAUUCCCAGGCCUUCCUCCUGGGGCUAGCCCAACUGCCUUCCCUGGACUUGGUGUGUCAGGGGGACAUGGUGCUGGGAGCCCUGUUUUAACUUCAUUUAUUGGACUACCAGGGGCCACUCCAUCUACAGUGGCAUCAGUGGCACCACUGCAGGCGGCAGCAGCAGCAGUCGGAGUUCCAUCAUCUUCACCAGUUUUACCAGGCUUUGCAUCUGCCUUCAGCUCCAAUUUCCAGCCUGGGUUGAGCGGUGGACUCCAGCCUCCAGGCAGUAGCGGGUUUCCUGGCUUACUGUCGUUCCAGGUGCCAGGCUUCUCUCCCUCUGCCUCCCCCGCUGCACUCAGUGGCCUCCACAACCCAGCUGUGCAGUCUGCCCUGCUGCAGCCUCAUCCCCCUUCUGCUUUGGAGAACUUCACUACUCAACCUAACAGCUUCACCAACUACCCUGCAGGCCCAGGACACACCUUCCCUAUCCAAUCAGGGCUGCACCAACCGUUGGGCUGGCCGUGAAACCUACAAUAGUUGUGAAACAUUGAGUAAAAAAGUAACACUGACUCCUGCCACACCUCUUAGCAGGUGAUACAAUUUCUAUUUGUCCUUGAACCCCAGACGAGCACAUGACAGUUAAUCACUGUGUAUGUUGGAACAGGAGUGAAAUGGGUCAAAUAAUCUGUGGGGGAAAAGGCAUAAUUGUAAUAUCAUUCAUAGUGAAGCGUUGUAAAUAUUAAUUGUGAAAGUUGUUAGUUUGACAGGUAGACUGUGAGUGAUUUCAUUAUUAGCCUGACUUGCCUGUUUUUAAUCAAACUUAGAACAUUUAUAAAUGAAUAAUGAAUUAUAGAGUAUUAGAAAAGUCCACAUAACAUUAUGUAAUAAAUUGACCUCAGUCCUGAGCCACAGUAGUAUUUCAUUUCCAAUUACAGAGCAAAUGAAAUGCUAAUGAAUUUGAUGACAGGCAUAAGAUAUAGUAUUGUAACAUGAUUUUUUAUUUUAUUUUUUUUUGAUGACUUGAUGUCCCCGUUAUGCUCAUUUCUAAUCUAAAAACUUACAGCACAGUGGUUUUCUUUAACAUGUGAUAAUGUUAAGUUUGUCUCAGUUUGGUUUUUUUUCUAAAAACAGGUUUUUAGCAGUACACUUUGGGCUGUUUUAAAUUGGUAACGAGGGGAUGCUUCACCAAUUCUUGUUUGUUCUGUUAUGUAACACAAAAAUAGGUAAAUGAGAACAGUUUUAUUUACAGUUAAGCUGCAUUAAAAUAAAGUUACUGUGAGCACAGCGGGGCAGACAGAUCCGAUUCUGUAAUUUUAGCAACAGAAACAACUUCUUUUUUUCUGCUGGUGUUGGGACAUUGCCACCACCUCAGAUGCUGGGAGUGCACGGAGAUUCUUGAUGCUUUUGUAGCUGACAACAUUUUAAAGGUAUUUUACCCUUAAAAUGGGCUGAAGCGCAGAUCACUGUAAGGACUCUGUCUACAUCUCGGUUUCAAAUUGGAUGUUUCAAGCACUUCUAAACGUAAUUUGGAGAAGGCUUUCGUAAAGAAUAAAUAGGAAAAACCUCCCAAAACAUAGCAGGGGAACAUACUGAAGUAUGCAAACCACAAAUGAAUGUGCUGUGUCAGGGGUUAGUUUGUAGUACAUACAAAAACUUGCAUUUGGCAGCUCGACACAAGUGUUUUUUUCUUUCUCUUCUUUUCAGUGAACAUAUUUGUGACUGCAAUUUUCUGUGAUUCUAAUGUUUACAAAGUUUAUUUCUCAUAUGUGACACUGCUGGGACUGCUACUACAACAUUUAUCCAGAAUAAGGGUAUGCAGGCUUUUUGUUUUUUUUGACAUUGUGACUUUUAUUAUUAUAUUCUGUAGUUUAACAGAUCGAAAGCUGUACUUUUCCCCCUCUUUACUCCUUAGUAGUUCUCUAUUCUACUGGGAUUAUCUCAAUGACACUGACCUUUGUCUUGAGUAAUAGAUGUUUUGUAUGCUACAGUUUUUAUUUUAUUUUUUGCCCUUUUUAAAAAAUGUUUCCAGUGAACUGCUGGUUACUGUAUCUGUAGUCUAUGUGAUGCCAUUACUGUCGACAUCUCUUUAAUAAAAAUACUGGAGCUGGACAAAA
Messenger RNA from Oreochromis aureus, 4467 nucleotides. It is a transcript of the gene proser1, whose product is annotated as proline and serine rich 1. The transcript has 12 exons. Bases 554 to 2878 code for a protein of 774 amino acids. The record is from RefSeq and is a predicted model, not a curated record. NCBI's taxonomy places the organism in Eukaryota, Metazoa, Chordata, Actinopteri, Cichliformes, Cichlidae.